This is a messenger RNA of Trichoderma gamsii, 879 nucleotides long. RefSeq lists its product as hypothetical. NCBI's taxonomy places the organism in Eukaryota, Fungi, Ascomycota, Sordariomycetes, Hypocreales, Hypocreaceae. The record is from RefSeq and is a predicted model, not a curated record. The transcript has 3 exons. Bases 1 to 879 code for a protein of 292 amino acids.
AUGAUUGAGCCCCUUACCAAUAAUCGCUUCCGAGUGCUGGAAAUGAUUGGCUCCGAGCUUAGCCUCAUCGUCAAUGGUACAACCCACGUCCCAUACAAGAUCCCUGCUUUAGAGCGACAUGCGACAUUUGGCAACUUCACAAACGACUUACUCUUGUCGAACUACUCUACAGUCUCCUUCGGCGGCGAUUCUGAACUCAGCUUUCUUCUGCCUCACCGGCUGCAAACAGUCUUUAACUCAGUAAAUGUUCUGGAAGAUGUCAAAUUCGACAGCAUCACGCUCAACCCGACAUUUGACCGAGGCUUCUUUGAUCCCCUGCCAGUUCACGAAUCCUUUAAGGCUAGCCUCUGGGGCAGACCUUUUGAAUUCUUCUACAACACAUCUAACAUAACCGUCAACUAUCCGAUCCCUAGCAUCCCUCAGAUCAUGUCCGUUUACGUCGGCUACGCAGACUACGUACAGCUCGUUGUCAAUUUUACAGAUGGUAUUCUCGUCACUGACGCAGCUCCUCACCGUUCACGGAUACUGUUACAAGACCAUGCUGGCGGUGUACCAGACUACGUCGCCGCUGGAGCUAUGCUUAUUAUUCCCGAGAUAGCCAAAGUCUUCUAUUCCGAGGUCAAUGGGGGCAACGUCAAUUUCGCAACAUAUAAUGAAACCGACCCUUUCAUUCUCAAAGAUGACAUUGUCCAGUUUCGCCCUGCGUGGAGGGAAGAGAACCCUCACGCUAGAGAUUGGCCCUAUGGCAUCACGACGUCAGCUUGUCCAUCAGAUAGCGAGGGAUUGCAGCAUUCAUCGCUGACGUGUGGAGUCCGGCCCCAAAUACGACUGAGGGAGACGCGGUACGCUUUGACUCUGGAUACGCAAGGCAGUGGUUGA